AUUUUCGGCUCAGUGCAUUUGCGGCGUUGCCGUGCAAACAGCAGCUAUGGCUCAGACAAGCUACACGCCGCCAGUAGGCUGCUUCGUGCGGGCCGGUGCCCAGACAGGCCCAUGCUUGCCGCAGGCGGGCAGCUUCCGGCCAAUGGUCGUGGUUCCAAGGGGGCGGGAUGUUCAGGUGUCUCUGCGAUCGCCGUCCAUCAGCUUGAGGAGGGAGGAGACUUCCCCAGUUCGCUGGACCGGGUUGGCGGCCCCAGCCUGGCCUGUCCCCUCCGGUAUUGCAAGGGAAAGCGCCGAAUGUCUAGAAUGGCCGAGCAAGCCAGGGGGUUGGUAACCGGCACCCUGCCUGAUGGUUAUGGCAGCCGGCUGCCAAGGGCUCAAUCUAGAAUUGGGGGUAGGCCCCAUGGCGUUAGGCUGGACACGCCGAUGUUGACUCCCCAGGCCGAGUACCGCUGCUUUAGCCAGGGGCCAGGUGCCACUGCCCGUCGCCCAUUCCCACACCUGGCGCAGGUGCAGGCGCAGGUGCCACAGGCGCACGUGCCACAGGCGCACGUGCCACAGGCGCAGUGCGUUCCCAGCCCACAGGCGGCAGCGCUCCUGGCAAUGUCUCCGCAGCUGGUAACACGUGGCAGUGCUCCGCCUGCAGGGCUCCGGCCGGCCAUUUGCCAGGCCUUUGCGUCUACGCCCUCCUUGAGGGAACCUGGCCCAGUCUUUCGCUCCAGGUCAUAUGCACCUCACCCGAUGCGGCAGUCGACAACUCCUGCCCAUGUUUGCGUGGCACAGCCGGUGAGGUCUGCAUCGCCUUGCCCUACGCGCCGGAUGCCCAGCAAGCUGCACUCAAGCUGCCUUUCAUCGGCUUGCGAGGGUCAUUCAAGAGGCUGCUCCCCUCAUCACGAGGGCAGGGAGAGCCGGACAGGGUCGCCCCGCAAUCCCUCCACUGGCGCCGCUGCCCGGAGCGUUGCUGAAGGGGGUGCCGCUGCCAGAUCCGCGACGCCGACCCGCCCUGAAGGACGGCCGGAGAAGUACACGGCCGGUACAGAGGUCUGCGUUGCCGGGCUCCGGGUGCGCUGCAAGGCAGUGCUGGGCCGCGGAUCCUUCAGUGAGGUCUGGGCAGGGGAGGUGAUGGGCACCAGCCACGAGCUCGCGCUGAAGGACAUUAUCUGCAAGACCAAGGCAGAUUUGGACCAAGCACUGCUGGAGGCGAGCCUGCUUGAGCGCUUUCAGCCUAUGGCCUCUGGCCCGGUUCCAGUGAUGCGAAUCCCGCGCUACUUGGGACACCGAGUAGACACUUGCGGAGAUGGCUGGCGCGUGUGCCUGGCAAUGUCCCGCGUGCCUGGAGAGUGCCUAGACAACUGGCUCAAGAAGCAGUCACCACUGAACCAGGAGGACGGCCCCAGCUCCGUGCGCAGGGGCUGUGCCUUGGCCAUGGCCCUCAUUCGGCAGCUGGGACCCACACUGGAGCUCAUCUCGCCCCACGUGUGGCAUCGCGAUGUGAACUCUCACAACAUUCUCAUCAGCGACGUGGAUGGCAGCCGCUUGGCCAGCUGCGACGAGGAGGACAUCUUCAACCGAGCCUCCUUCUGGCUGAUUGACUUUGGCCUGGCGGUCGAGAGCAAGACCUGGCCACAGCGCUGGCCCAGCUCCGACGUCGCCGGGGACUGCCGCUACUGGGCACCCAGCAGCUUUGUCAUGAGCUUCUGCGGGCCAGAGGAGACUGCCGCAAACCAAGACUUCUGCUCGCAGUACAAGACGAAGCUGGAUAUCGUUGGCUUAGGGCUCACGGCUUUGGAGCUGCUGUGCAGCACCUGCCUGUCGAGCCGCAAGACCUGGGGUCCGGACGGGCUCCGAGGCUCUUGGGAGCGGCUGCUGGACACGUGGGAGAGGUAUCGCGAAGACGUGACACGCUGGCACGCCAUGAUCUUCCAAGUCUUUACGAAGGGAGCUGACGUCGCCCCGCUCUACCGCAAGCUGGGCCAGGAGCGGGUGGUGGAGAGGGUGAUCUCACACAUCGCGGAGGUGAGGAAGUGCUUGAGGGCCUGCGUCAAUCGGGCCGAGGACCCUGCAAUCCAGCGGCUGCUCACGGUGCUGGCAGAGACCAUCGACGAAAAGAGCACCAGCGACAUGCGGCAGGUGCUCGAGCAGCUGGACCCACCCCGGGUCAUCAGCCGGGCCGCAGAUCACAGCGGCAAACUCCAGUGGUCCGCUCCACGGGAGGCCUCCGCAAGCCCGCAGAAGGAGCGGAAGGCGCGGCCUCCGGCGGCGAUUCUGGCGUCGGCGGGGCCCAUGGGGCCGAGGUUGCCCCGGGCGCCCUGCCGAGGAGCUUGAGCCGGGCGUCUUUGGCGUCGCUUAAGCUGUGGGCUUGCAGCUCGCCGUUUGAUCCCUGGCCCACUGAAUUCGCCUUGGCGGGAGAAGAAGUUAUUUGGACUGGACUCCAACUCAGUGAUGUGCAUCAAGCGCAUGAGUUUAAUUGACAUAAGCAUGUUGGCAUGUUUUGUCAAUCUUGCAAGGAGCCAGACAAAUUCGAACUGCAUGUGCCAAUUCCUGCUGGCCCUUCGCUAGCAGCAAGCCUCCGAGAGGGGUAAUGUGCCAAUUCAUGCCAGCAGCUAGUAGCACGCCUCAGGGGCAUGCCGCUGGAUGCUUGCAAAGAAAAAGCAGGCAAGCAGUCAGCCUGACAAACAUGGCCAGCCUCUUCGAGAUGCUUUGGUUGCUCAGCUUUGGCCAGCAUAUGAUGUGC
Messenger RNA from Effrenium voratum, 2731 nucleotides. NCBI's taxonomy places the organism in Eukaryota, Dinophyceae, Suessiales, Symbiodiniaceae. The record is from the annotation of a GenBank genome assembly.